AUGGUACAAGUAGCUUUCAACAUUACGGAGCCACUCACUCAAAUUGAAUUGGCUUCUGCAGUUACAAUUACAAAAUCGACCUUGGUAGACUAUCAAACAAAACAAGAAUUAAAUCACACUUGUGUUAAAUCUAGCUCGAGUCACCUUAUUGUAAAAGUGGAGAAAACCUUGAAGGUGGGAGAGAUUUACACCUUAGAAUUUGAAUUUAAUAGAGCGUUGGGAAGUACUGAAUUUCCUGGAUUUUAUCAUUACGACUACACAGAUCGGGAUGGCAAAUCAACGUAAGUACACUUGGCUAGUCUUUUUGUUAGACUAGUUUUAAGCUUGUGUCAAGCUAGUCCUUAUCUUUUGUCAAUAUAAGCGUGUUUUAAAUAAUAUUGUUAAAGUCUUUAUCAUUUACAAGUACUUUAUCACAAAUUUUAUUAACGAUUUAGUUCUUUGAUUGCAACAGCAUUAGAGCCAAUUCUUGCUCGGACAGUGUUUCCUUGCUUCGAUGAUCCGUAUAUGAAAUCAGUAUUUGUAGUAAAUGUCAUUCAUCCAAAGGGUUCUCAAGCUGUUUCCAAUGCUGAAGUUGACAAAGUUGUCAAGAUGAAAGAGUAAAAAGUUUUUUAUGGAUAUUAUUAUAUAAAUAUAAGCAACCUUUAGAUAUUAGAACAAAUAUUUUUUAUUUAAAAAAUCGCAAGGAAAAAUUAAAAAAGUACCAUUUAAAGAGGUUAGUAGUAUAGACCUAUAAAGAAGUCAAGCUGGGCCCAAUUUUUGCCCCAAGGUUUUGUUUCUAGCAAGUUUGCUUUGGAACGGCUCAGUUCCUUUAAAGUUUUCUAGCCGGAUGUUGUGCAUAGUGGGCCCGUUUAAAGUCUAGUUAAUAAGAUCUAUAUAAUAAAACAUUUGUAAGUCUAUAUAAUAAGUAAUUAAGUAGUGUUUAGCGGUCGUCUUGCCACUCAAUUUAAAACCAGCAUUAAAAUGUCAACGUACUUGUGUGCAAUUGCGAUAGGGGACUUUGCUAAUGCUACUGCUAAAACUUCUCGUGGAGUUAAUGUACGUAUUUGCUGUAAUAACAAAAGUAAUAACAUCAAAAAGUUUUACCAAGAAAUUGAGUUAAAAUAAAAAAAAGAAAAUUUAAGAUACAAACACUGUCGAUCAACGAAAAUGAAGGAUUUCUUCAAGAAAGCGCCGAUUUGGCCGCCGAAAUUGUGGACAUAAUGGAAAACUUAACGAAAGUUCAAUAUCCUCUACCAAAAUUAGGUAACUUUGUAGUUCUCCAAUACUUUUCGUUCAAGUAAUUCUGUGCCCCCUAAGGAAUGAGAGUAAAAUAUGGAUCAGAUAAUAUUAGGCUGUUCAAAUAGUUCUAUGCUCCCUACCUUCAAAAAAUUGCUUUGAAAGGGGGCACAUAAUUAUUUGAAAAACCUUAUACAAUACACAUUUUGGAAUCAUAACAAGCCCUCUCUUCUUAAAAAUUACUUUUUGGAAUUAAAAUUUGUUUAAACUUUCCUUUUAUGUAGAUCAUUUGGAAACAAUUCGUAUGGCCGGUAGUGGCAUAGAAAACUUUGGAUUAAUUGUUUAUGAUCAGGCUGUAACCUCUCAAAUAGAUAGAGAUGUGUUCCAGGAAUAUGAGGAGGCCAAGGUGACCGCUCAUGAAACUUCUCAUCAAUGGUGAGGUUUAUAUAAAUCUUUGAAUUUAGGUUACAGUAGAACUCUUGUAUUAGAUGCCGACAUAAAGAAUCCGCCAUUUUAUACAAGAAAUUACAGCAAAAGGAUGGCGGGUUCUUUGUGUCGGUACAUGGGUUCUACUCUUUUUAAAGCAUACUUUUCCAAUAUACCAAACCAAGACAAUAAUUUCAACCUAAUCAUUGCAGGUUUGGCGAUUUAGUAACUGGAAAACGGUGGGGAUUGGUAUAUCUUCAUGAAUCUUUUGCCACCUUUUUCCAGUACGAAAUUCGUCGUUACAUUCCAAAGUUCGAGAAGCUUUACGUAAGUUUUAAAACUUAAAAAUACAUACAGUAGAGGUUCUGUAUAAGGAGCUCCCCUAUAACACAACUUCUGUAUAACGAACAAAGGUUAAAUCCUUUUCGACUUCCACACAGUGCAUUUAAAACUCUUUGUACCGUAACUCCUUUAUAUAUUUUUUUGAAUUCUUGAGCAGUUCGUUAUACAUGAGUCCUACUGUUAUUUAUGAAGAAUUUUUACUAGAGCCAUCUUUUUUACUAAGCUAUACAUAUAAAACUUUACAUUUUGUAAAUUUAUCUUAUAUUCGAACAUUUCAGGACCAUUUUAGAGUGUCAGAGUAUUCAAGAGUAGUUGCUCUCCCUACGCCCCACCCAAUUGAAAGCGAUGAUGCGGUUUUUGAUCGUAAGUCUCUUGCCUUCACCAAAACAUUUUUUGAAACAUUUUGCUUUCCCCAGCCUAAAAAACUAAUUACUUGUUUUAGCUGUAAUAUACCAUACAGGCGGCAUGUUCAUUCAAAGUCUGAAGCAGUUACUGGGCGAAGAAAUAUUUUACAGAGCAUUAAACAUCUACCUCAACAAAUUCUACCUUGGAAAUGCUGAUACGUACGAUCUUGGUCUCAGUUUUGAAGAGGUAACAACAAAAAUCCGGUUAAAAAUACAGUAUUAGAGACAUCUUUACAAAAUUUUUUAAUUAUUUUUAGGCCGGAGCUGCCCCGUUUAAGGGAAAAAAUUUUACGACUGAUUACAUAGUACCGUACAUUCAAAAAACCGGCUUACCCACAGUAGGAAUAAGUGAAUUGAACAAGAAAUUCAUGGUAUAUCAAGAAAAUACUCACAGUGGCAACAUAAGGUUAGUACCAAUCCAUUAUGUCAACUUGGAUACAUUGGAAGAGUCUCGCAUCGAUCUUCCUAAUGACAACCCUGAUUUCAUAUACGUUUUUCCCAACAACAAUACAUAUCUUCUGAACCCGGAUCAACAAGCUUUUGCUGUAAUAACAAAAGAUGCUGCUGUUAAAUCAAGAGUUGCAACUCAUAAAAAUGUGCCAAAACUAUCGAUCAGUCGACAGAUGACAGUGCUGGUUGAGUAUGUUGAAGACAAUACUUUUUUUGAGUUUAUUACCAACAUUAUAGACUACAAUAAUGGAGUAUUGCCUGCCGAGUUUGAAGAUGUUAUUGUAAGUAAAUUUUUAUAACAUAAUUUAUGUUACUAAAAAUUAUUUUUAAAGGACCUGUAAACCCCCGAAAAAUCCCUGUUUGAAAUAUCGCCAUGAACCUGGCAUUACGUCUUAUCGUGGCAGGACCAAAAGGAAAUUCUCACGUAAAAUAUUUUCAGAAGUUUUUUUCAUGAAUAAUAUUUUAAUUAAUCUCCUUGAUUUCACUAGAAAUUGCUGUUAUAACUAUUGUCUAUGUGUUGUAAAAUGCUAUUGCUGGCUCGAGUUUUCCAGGUUUUAUCCGAAUUUACACUUUUAUGUUAUUAUAGUGUAUUUUCCGGUAACGUUUUGAGAACUUUGGCCAGAUUCAAGUUAGAACAACUUUAAAAGUUGAUUGGUAAGUAUUUUUUAUAAGAUUUAUGUUGUUUUAAAUGAAUAAUCAAUUUUUAGACUCCCACCAUUAAGUUUCAACUGUUUUGA
Bursaphelenchus okinawaensis is the source of this 3574-nucleotide messenger RNA. NCBI's taxonomy places the organism in Eukaryota, Metazoa, Nematoda, Chromadorea, Rhabditida, Aphelenchoididae. The record is from the annotation of a GenBank genome assembly.